This is a messenger RNA of Drosophila melanogaster (fruit fly), 528 nucleotides long. RefSeq lists its product as uncharacterized. The transcript has 2 exons. The coding region runs from base 32 to 439 and encodes 135 amino acids. NCBI's taxonomy places the organism in Eukaryota, Metazoa, Arthropoda, Insecta, Diptera, Drosophilidae. The record is from RefSeq and is marked reviewed.
UCGACCGACAGCCUUACCCUUUUGCACAUUCAUGGAAAACCCUAAGAGCCCAAUGGCCAACGAUCCCGGUAAGCCGGAAAAGUCCAGGCCACGCUUCUGCACCCUGUUGAACCAUGAGGUCGUCGAUCCCAAAGAGUUCAUGGUGCACUUCGCCAAGCGGAGGAAGAAUGAAAUCAUAAUCCAGGGUCAGGUCUGCGGUUGGUGCUACAACAUAGAUUACUUAAAAGAUGAAAAAACAAAGUUCAAGAAGAAGCGGCCCAAUCUUUCGGAUGCGAGCGUCACCAAGCAGCGCGCCACCUCACCACGAAGAGGAGCAAUUGCAGACAACCCUCGUCAAUUGGGUGGUGAUCAGCACUGCUCGGAAAAGAGUUUUGCGCCCUCUGGUGACGAAAUACCCACACCACGUGAUUUGAAGGACAAACCUGGUGACCUUGCCUAAGGUCCGAUACUGAAGUGGCCAUAAAGCGAUUUCAAUUUGUAACAUGUUUUCAUUGAUAUAAUCCAAUAAAUGAUACGCCGGCUGUCUUG